Molecule: messenger RNA, 492 nt
Organism: Neoarthrinium moseri
Lineage: Eukaryota; Fungi; Ascomycota; Sordariomycetes; Amphisphaeriales; Apiosporaceae
Exons: 1
Coding region: 1-492 (163 amino acids)
Source: RefSeq, a predicted model, not a curated record
AUGCCAGCUCUCCCGAAUCUAGCUGAUGGCGCGCUCAAUCUGUUGUCCUCGGGCUCCUCAAUGCUUGAGCGCCAGGUGACCAGAAAUGGCAUCGUCGCCCGAUACAGCACCAGCUACAACGACGAUUACAAUAGGGCUCGGACAACCAUCAGCGGCGGCAUCAUUGCUGUCAUAGUUAUUAUCAUUGUCGUAGUCUUAGCAGUCUGCAUUGGCGGCUGUUGCUUCUACAACCGCUCCCAAAAACGACGGCAACAACGCCGGGCUGAGAUGAGUAAAUGGCAAACAGACCACCCCAACGCCAUGGCCAACAACACAUCCUACAACGCCUAUCAGGCUACCUCUAUGGUACCCCCUCCGACUUAUACCGGCGUUACGGAGCCCGGUGCUGCACACGUCGCUGGUCAUCAUGGUGCAACGACCACGGACAACGGCGGGGGAUAUUCAACUGGCGGUGGCGGUGGCUCUGGUGGCGCUGGUGGUACUGGUGCAUAA